This is a messenger RNA of Encephalitozoon hellem ATCC 50504, 1218 nucleotides long. RefSeq lists its product as uncharacterized. The transcript has a single exon. Gene Ontology annotation, cellular component: nucleolar ribonuclease P complex; ribonuclease MRP complex. NCBI's taxonomy places the organism in Eukaryota, Fungi, Microsporidia, Unikaryonidae. Bases 1 to 1218 code for a protein of 405 amino acids. Gene Ontology annotation, biological process: tRNA 5'-leader removal. The record is from RefSeq and is a predicted model, not a curated record.
AUGGCUGAAAAAGAAAUAAUUCCAAUCAGUUUUGUAGAGGAGAGAGCAAAGGAGAUCCAGCUCAUCGAGACGGCCAUUGAAAGCAACAGAAAGAAGUCGAUGAUGUUUCAAAGACUACCUUUCUACUUAAGACGGAGGCUCAGGAGCCAUGAAAAACGCAUAAAGAAGAAAAAGCAUAUGAGAAAAAAAGACCGCCAUGGGUUGAGAACACAUGUAUGGUAUGCAAAAAGAUUUGAGAUGAUGAAGGUGUGGAAUACAUCUAUUCCCCUAAGAAGAAGGAUUAAAAGCAGCAAGUUUAUCUACAAGUCCCAGAGAACCAGGGGAUUUGUUUUUGACGAGUCCUAUAAGGAUGUUGUUGUAUACGUUAGGCCAAACACAGAGAUUCUUGGAAUAAACUUCAGUCUUGAAAAUGUCGUACAAAGAAUUAGACAUGGGAAUAUAGUUUUUGAAGCAAUUGUCAGCGAGAAGUUCUUGACUAUCAUCACGCCUGAUCUUGAGGAGGUGGAGUCAAUUGUAUCUUUGGAGAAACAUAGUAGAAUUGAAUGCUGUUUAUCACUGAUACAGACAGAUGGGCUGUUCCUUGAUGAAAUUGAUGACGCAAAAAGAUUUGCUAAGAUUCUGUCGUACAAGAAAGGAGGAGGUAUUGACGAAAUCAUACUUCAUGAGUGCGGCGGAGCCAUAUUUGUGAAAAGUCAUUCGGGAUCAGAGUCUGGAAAGGUACUUCUUAGGAGAAACAUGGUUAUGAGUUUCUGGCAGGAUGUUGUGAAUGCAGGGAUUAUUCCGGUAUGUGUUGAGGAGCUCCAAAGGCUUGCGCUUGAAGGCGAUUAUAUGGUUUACCCGUUUGAUUACGCGACGUCUAAGCUCUACAAGGAUUUUGAACAAUCGUACAUGGAACCUAUCAAAAGUAAGUAUGAGAGGACACCAAAAUCGAAGAAAAUGGAGAUUGACAUUGGUUUUAUGUACAUAUACACAGACGUUCCGGCUGUAUUUGCCUCUUUUGAGCUUGAGAAGGGACAUGCCGAUAGAUGUGCGUUUAUUCUUAAUGAAAAUGACUGCAUAGUUGGACGUGUUAUCAGAGGAGGAUUUUGUUUCACAAAAGGAUUGUGCAAAGGACUGUGCUAUGUUCUCUGCGAUGUUCAAGAAGGAGAUGAGUUUUAUUCCCGAAACCUUAAUUCAUCUUCUUUUAACCAGAUAAAGAUAACAAAGGUUUUUAGAUGA